AUGGAGGAAGAAGGGUUAUCAUUUGAGCAAUUUGACAGAAAUGUAGAAAAACCAAAUAAUAGUAAAGAAUUAGAUUCAGUUAUUUUAAAACAAACCUUAAAUACAAUUAACUCGGAUGCAGGUAUCAAGCCAAUCCCAAUUAAAAACGAAGAGUUAUCAGAAAAAGACAAAGAAUCAUUAAAAGAAAGGUUAUUUAAAAAUGAUGAUAUUUCAGAUGACGAAGAUGAAUAUAUUAAAAAUAAAAAAAAAGAAAUUGAAAAUAUAAAACCUCAUUACUCAUCAGAGGACGAGAUGAUCAAAUUUAGCAUACAGGAUUUAAAGACAUUUAUAGAGAAAUUAGAACAAUCAAAUUUAGAAUUGGCACUGGAGUUUCAAAAUGAUCCAGAUCCAGUAUACUAUGAAUCAAUUAAUGAAAAUAUUCAAGUCAUCGAAAAAAAGAAAAGGGUUUUAAAAGAUUUAGAAGAUAUUUUAGUUAAAAAAGAAGAGUCAGUUGGACAUAGAUUUUUAUUUGGGGGUUCUAGUUGCAUGGUAGCAGCAUGUGUCACUAAUCCAAUCGAUGUACUUAAAACCAGACUUCAAAUUCAUGGCGAGUUAAAUAAAAUGAACACAGGUGGUUCAGGUAGUUUUAUUGGUAGCACAAUCAAUGUAAUUAGAUCAGAGGGUAUAGCGGGAUUAUAUAAGGGUUUAACACCAUCGCUUCUCAGAGAGGGUUCAUAUUCAACAAUAAGAAUGGGAGGUUAUGAUAUAAUAAAGGGAUAUUUUAUAGAUCAAAAUGGUAAAACUAAUUUAUUGUCAAAGAUUUUGAGUGGUGGAAUUAGUGGAGCUAUAGGUGCAUCAAUUGCAAAUCCUUCAGAUUUAAUAAAAGUACGUAUGCAAGCAUCAUCAAAAGGUAUUAAAUAUAAAUCAAUUGGGGAAGCUUUUAGACAAAUCAUUACAAAGGAGGGUUGGGGAGGAUUGUAUAAAGGGGUUUGGCCAACAACACAAAGAGCAGCAUUGUUAACAGCAAGCCAAAUUCCAUCUUAUGAUCACGUUAAACAUUUGCUUUUGGACCAUGGGAUAAUUAAAGAGGAAGGUCUUAGGGCACAUGUAAUAUCAUCGAUUUUUGCAGGUUUAGUAGCUUCGAUUACAACAUCACCAGUGGAUUUGGUAAAAACAAGAAUUAUGAACCAACCAGUGGAUGCUAAUGGUAAGGGCUUGCUUUACUCAUCAUCUUUUGAUUGCUUCAAAAAAACUUAUAGAGCCGAGGGUUUUUUUGGUUUAUAUAAAGGGUUUUUGCCAAAUUGGUUUAGAAUUGGACCACAUACUAUUGUUACAUUUAUUGCAUACGAAUAUUUAAGAAAGAUUGGUGGAAUUUCACCAGUUUAA
Molecule: messenger RNA, 1365 nt
Organism: Dictyostelium purpureum
Lineage: Eukaryota; Evosea; Eumycetozoa; Dictyosteliales; Dictyosteliaceae
Exons: 5
Coding region: 1-1365 (454 amino acids)
Source: RefSeq, a predicted model, not a curated record